Messenger RNA from Pleurotus ostreatus (oyster mushroom), 3573 nucleotides. RefSeq lists its product as uncharacterized. Bases 1 to 3573 code for a protein of 1190 amino acids. The transcript is spliced from 16 exons. The record is from RefSeq and is a predicted model, not a curated record. Gene Ontology annotation, cellular component: condensin complex; condensed chromosome. Lineage: Eukaryota; Fungi; Basidiomycota; Agaricomycetes; Agaricales; Pleurotaceae. Gene Ontology annotation, biological process: mitotic chromosome condensation.
AUGCCCGCGCGAACGGUCAACGGUGACGACGCGCCUUUGGCUGACAAGUUCCUUCCCCACGUCAAACAUAUCUUCAGUGAAGUACAAGACACGACCGGCAAUCACCAGAAGAACUAUACGCACCUAUAUAAAGUUCACCAAGAGGCCGCAAAACACGUCGAACGCGUGAAGAAGGGAAAGAGGUACAUUGUGAAAUAUGUGGGCGAAAACCAAUUCGAGGACGCCUUCUUUAACUUGGUCGUAAAGAGUCUUGCUUUGAAGAAAGGGGUGAAGCAGGCAGAUAACAUUGCGAAGUUCGUGGGGGGAUACGUGAAACACGCAAAUGAGAAAGCAUCUGAGCUGAAGAUGGAGGAUGACGAGGAUGCGGACGAUGAUACAACGGCAUCUCGUUUCACCGCCAGUCUGUUGGGGCAUCUCCUCGAAGGAUUCGAGGCGAAAGACAAGACGGUCCGAUAUCGCGUCCUUCAAAUCAUCACCGAGAUGGUAGCUCAUCUAGGAGAACUCGAGUAUGUCGCACUCACUGCCUACGUCACCCGCUGCUCAGCGCCAUCUAGUGUUGAUGACUACCAGAAGCUACACACAGCCCUACGGGCCCGCGUCAACGACAGAGAGUCUUCAGUACGCAUGCAAGCCAUCAUCGCUCUCUCGCGUCUGGUCGACUCCGAGGACCCGGAUGAGAUUCCAGACGGGGAGCUAUCUGGUUCUGACAUGAUACUUCAAGCUAUCUCCGGCGAUGCCUCCGCUGAAGUACGGCGGGCUGCCCUUCUCAAUACCCCAGUAACGGAGAAGACCCUUCCAGUCAUAUUGGAUCGGAUGAGGGAUGUAGACCCGACGGUUAGGAAAAUGGUCUUCGCGAACGUUCUUGCGACAAAUAUAACUCAACGAGUUCAAACAGAGGAAGGAGAGGAGGAGGAGGUCAUGGGUCCCACGCACCCCAAAGCAAUGAAAAUCUCCGAGAGGGAGUUGAUCGUGCAAAAUGGCUUAGGAGACAGGGAAGUUGGCGUACGAUCUGUUGCCGCGAAGCUUCUCAGUUCGUGGGUGGAUGCUGUUACUCCUCAGGGCCCUGUUGAGAUCAAGCAAGACGAGAGCCAGCAGAUGGAAUUACCCGCAAAAACUGAAAGUGGAGAUGUCCCUCUUGACAAGGAAGUGAAGAAGUCAAAGCUGCAGGAGGGUGUCCUUAACGUAAUUGGUUUGUUUGACCUAGGCGGAGAAAGCGAAGUGCCUAGAGACGCCCUUCUGAGCAUAUUCGAGACACGCCCCGAGAUCAUCAACGAGCUCAACUUCACUGAAGACGAGUACUGGGCAAAUGCCACCUCCGAAUCCGCUUUCCUUGCUCGCGUUUUCUCUGAUUUCUGCCUCAAGAAGAAUGAUCUCGGUCGGCGAGACAAUAUGCUUCCCGUUGUCACCGCAAUGGCAUUUCACAUUUCCACAACCUACCACGCCCUGCAAGAUAUCCUCGCCUCUCUCAGAGCAUCGAAUUCUGAUGAGGCUGUUUUCGACGUCGAUGCGGGAUUGACUGACGAGGAACGUGCGAAGAUGGAGGAUGACCUUACAGAUAAAGAGUUCGUCAUGACGGAGAUGCUGAAGUUGGCACUGGAUUUAGACUAUGCGGAUGAGUUGGGAAGGAGGAAGAUGUUUGCACUCGUUCGUGACUUGAUGCAGGAAAGAACUUUACCAGUAACGCUGCUGGAGCCUUGCUUGGACCUUCUACGUCAACUCUCCAAUGGAGAGAGCGAUCUCAUUCGCAUGGUCAGUGAAACCAUCAAUGACUUGCGUUAUGCGCCGGACCAUGAAGUCGACGAGCCUCCUCCUGAAGAUACCUCCAGUGAUUUCGACGCGACUCCAGCCACCGUCAAACCCCAGCGAACCGCGGUAUUCUCCAAUAAGCAGGACUUAAUUGCCAAGACGCAAGAAGAGGCGGAUGAGAUUGACCUCCGAUGCCUACACUUGUGCACAGGUAUGCUCGAACGUGUCAAUGGGACACUGGAAAACCAUUCGACACUGGACGGUGUCCUCAAAGGACUCAUUAUUCCGUCCGUUCGGCGGACCGACAUGAUCUUCCGUUUGCAGGGACUAACGUCGUUGGGAUUGUGCUGCCUGAUCUCUCCGCGCCUCGCCGGGGAUUCGUACCCAUUCUUCAAGGCCCGGUUCUUGGAACCGACUCCUAUUUCCUUGAAAAUUCGCCUAGCUGAGAUCAUCUUCGAUAUUGUCAUGGUCAAUGAGAGGGAGCUCCUAGCAACUGACGCAAACCGGGAGGAACUCGCGGAACUGAUGCUGCAAGGUCUUGGAAAUGACUUUGGACGAGGACAGGGAAGGGAUCACGAGGACGGAGAAGCCGAGGCCAAGAAACUGCAGGCAGUGAUUGCGAAGGGCCUAGCGAAGCUCAUUCUUGCGGGCAUGAUAACGGAUAAAAAUGUUCGCCUCAAAUGUUUCGGGGCACGAACUUCGGUUAACUGGUUUUCGUUAGGUCCUUUGUCAACUUUUCAACUGCUACUUCUCGUCCGACACCGUCGACAACCAAGAUCUUCGGCAAUGUUUGACGUACUCUUCCCCAUGUACAGCUAUUCGAAAUCUGAAAACCAGCAUAACAUGCGAAAGGUGUUCAUUCCAACCAUGGAAAACAGGGAACAUGCUGCCGAGGAAGAGCCUGUGCCGGCGGCGCAGAUUGUUUCGAUGUUCGUUGAUAUGACAGAUCCAUUGAAAGUCCUCGAGGUCGCUGGUAAAGACAUCGACGAGGACGUCCACCUCGACCUUGCGGCAGACAUCAUCAAGGUUAUUCUCGACGGCAAGACAGAGCUGUCCAGGGAAAGCAAGAAAGCUAUGUGCCAGGCGCUGCCUAAAUUGUACUUACCGGAGGAGGCAGAUCAAAGCAAGCUUCGCGGUUUGAGGCUCUUGAUCCACAGUUUGAUCAAGCGUCGUCCGGUCAACGAUGUCUCAGCGAAGAAUGCAGCGGCCAAGUUCGAAACAGCGUUCUGUAAGAAGUACGAACAACUCGAAGGCUUCAGCGAAGCCGAAUACCGACAAUACGGGGAACUCAAGGACUUGUUCGAUUUCUUGGAUGACCUUAUCCCGUUGAGUGGCGACGAAGAAGAUGCCGAUUUGAAACCACCAAAGGGCAAGAAGCGACGAUCUGGAAGUGUUGUCAGCGUCAGCACGGAUGGUGAGAUGGUAUCUGGUGCGACGUCGAGAAGUUCAAGAUCUGGCCAAGGCAAAGCCAAGAAACCGAGAUUCUCUCAGUCAGAUAUUGAAUCCGAUGAGGAGGAUUUGAGGCGAGCAGUGACUCCUCCCCCGCGACCGGCGAGGCCUAAGCGUGCCGCCGCUUUGCACCCCAAAGCUCCCCAAGUGGUAGUAAUUAGCUCAGAUAGCGAUGAAGACGCGACACCCGUUCCACGACGACGCUCUCAAUCAAGUCGUUCGUCCGUACCUCAGGUCAAGGAGGAAGCCGAAGAAAUGGAUGUCAUUGUUGACGACAUUCUCGGCGGCAGCGUUCCUGGGCAUGACUCUAUCAUGGACAACAGCUCCGCGGAUGAAGAUGAAGUUAAUGACCUUGUAUUCCCCAGUGGUGAUGAUUAA